UAGAUAGGGAGUCCUUUCAGCUGGAUGCCUCAAUGGGUCUGAAGACAUGAACAGAGCAAGAGCACCGCUCAUAUGGACAUACUGUCACUUUGUAAUGGACUAACACUGUUUGUGAAGGCUCCUGCUGCAGUCCCUGUGGAAUAAAAGCAGCCUGGUGAAUAUUUGGUGCCGACUCGUCCUGCGCUACCAAGAUGGGGAACGGAUUAUCAGAUCAUCACUCCCUCUUCCCCUGCCUGCCGUCCUUCCAGGCUCUCCACAUUGUCAUUCUGGGACUGGACUGUGCCGGCAAGACCACUGUACUGUACCGCCUGCGUUUCAAUGAGUUUGUGAACACUGUCCCGACUAAGGGCUUCAACACAGAGAAGAUCAAAGUGUCACUUGGAGGUAGCCGACGGACAGCGUCCUUCCACUUCUGGGAUGUAGGUGGUCAGGAGAAGCUGCGGCCUCUUUGGCGCUCUUACACACGUUGCGCUGACGGCAUCGUGUUCGUGGUGGACUCGGUGGAUGCCGAACGCAUCGAGGAGGCCAAGACAGAGUUGCACAAGAUCACGCGGCUGGCGGAGAACCAGGGCGUGCCAGUUCUGGUGGUGGCUAACAAACAGGACCUGAGGAACUCACUCAGCCUGGCUGAGAUGGAGAGCAUGUUGGCUCUGGGCGAGCUCAGCACCGCCACACCCUGGCACCUUCAGCCCGCUUGUGCUAUCAUCGGGGAAGGACUGCAGGAGGGUCUCGAGAAGCUGCACGCCAUGAUCAUGAAGAGGAGAAAGAUGCUGCGGCAGCAGAAGAAGAAGAGAUGAUGCAGCAACAGUGGGAACUAUAAGAUGUGAGCCGGAUCUAAAGCUUCGUAAGAACUACUGUGAGCUGCGUACAAUCUGCUGGUCCACCAUGAAAAGUCAUUCGGCUGCCCUUUGAAGUCUCAUUGGCUGAGUUUGAUCUUUCCAGUGGAACUGUUUGUUCAGGUCAGCCGGCGUUUGGCUGCCACAGAGGACAGUGGGAUUGAUUUUCGCCCUGUGGACUUUGGAUGACAGCAACAAGUCAUUGUAAAGGAAGUGCAGUAUUAUGCUAUACAGCGGCAAGCUAUGAAGUUUACACUGAACUCUUUACAGCGGACAAUGAGCUCUGACUUGUCUAUUUUAUGUUAUUUGUUAACAUAUGUGCUGCUUAUCUGUUCAACAAUCAGUCUUUAUAUUUGUAUUCUACCAAAGCUCGUGUUGAGGUUGCAGACAGAGCCGUGAUAGAGCAAACUAAUCAAAGUUGCGUAUGUCCGUAAGUGUUUUCUAUCCAUGUUGCACAAUAGGAGUUUGGUCCAGAAGUUUACAUGAAGAGUAAUGAUUCACUAGGACGCACUAUGGUCCUAAAACAUGGUAACACUGUUCAAAAUGGCUGUUAAUGAUGGAAACAAUUAUUGAGCUGUUUGGUAGUGGACCUACCUUUCUGUGGCCAGAUGUUGAGCCACAAUAUUCUGAGCACAGCCACACUGAGAGCAGGAAAACUUUAUCUGUCUAAUCUAACAUUAAGAGUUGGUGUCAGUCUGUCUGAAUGAAAAAGGGCGAGGGCUUCUUUCUACAGCUAUCUCUUUAUACCAACAUAAAGAGCACAAUGACAACAUCCUGAAAAGACCUGAGUACAGUGCAGUCACACUGUGUUUGGAGCACAGGGAAUGCCAGACCAGGACCUCUGUUACAGUAAUUAAUGCAUUACCUUUACCACACGAGUACUGUCAUUUGAUAUACACAGCAUACAACAGUAAAUAAUUAGUAAAUUAACAGUAAAAUUAAAUAAAAUGUAAGAGUUUGAAUUAGAGCUAGGUCAAUAAAUCUGCAUGGCCCAUAUAAGCUAAUUACAGAAGAAUCAGUGUCGGUGUGUUUGUCGGCUGUGGAGUAACGACGAGUGUCGCUACAGAAAAGAUCCGAUCCGAAAGAAAACAUCAAAUGUUUACGUUAAAAAGUGACUAUCAUCUGAUAUGUUCUUGGAAUUUUUCAUUUCCAAAUAUCAAUAUUGUUAUUAGCUUCAAAAAUCCAAUAUCCUUUUUGCAGUAUUAUUUAUUGUAUUCUAGAAGUACACAUUGGAUUAAGUCAACCAAUCUGUUGCUUGUUACCUGGGGAGCUAACUAAUUAGCUAACAUUGGUUAAAGAAUGUUCACUUGCUAGUAGUUGAACAGAAGUAGCUACAAGGCCCAAAUAAAAUGUCUAAAAUGAACAAACGUAUUUAAAUGACAAACUAUGUGAUCAAAGAUUAGGUAAACAGGAUUAGAACAUUUGACCCGAGCUUCAUUAGUUGACAGCUGUAGACACUCUGUGCUACAGAACAUUGCCGUUCCUAAAUAGUAUAGCUCAGCCUUGCUAGCUACCAGCUGUUAGUGUUAACUGAGUUAUUUUAAAUGGCAUUCAGUUUCAGUGCUCAAGCCUGCUAGCUAACACAUUUUGUGUUGACUUUAAAACAUUACACUCUGUACUUGCUAUGCUAGCUUAGUUAGCUAACAUUAAUUUGCUGGCCCUACUAGCAAGCUAAAAUUCCUUAGCUAACAGUAGUUUGCUCACUAAUUAACAUUAGCAUAACAUGAUCAUGUUGUUGGUGGAUUAGUUAUUAUUGACACAUUUCUCUUCAGUUGUAGUCACAGGUUUAAUUGGAUUAAAAAAACUUACAAAGUCAUUUUGACUUGUGAACAUGCAGUGUCAUAUAUGUAAUGCGUUAUUAACUGGGAACUUCUCUGGUUGGAUACUUCACCAAAUUACAAAGGAGCAAAUGGAGUGGAAACAGUUUGGGACAAAACUGGUGACUGACCAGCCCACGAGCUAUCAGUUGUGUCCGUGUGGCUGUAAAAGGUGAUACCCUGUAGCUGGGGGAAUCGGCGCCCUGUAGAUGUGUCUUGUGUUGUUCUGUUGAUUGACAGGCCCAGUUGGCUCAGCAGGAAUAUUCCUCGGCUGCCUGUCGAGCCUCCGUCCACAGAGACAGGCCGAUGUCGGAGCCAGCCUCACCUAUAUCUGACCACACAUUCACAUGUUCAUCGGAGCUGGCGUCUGAAUGCACUUUAAUGGUCCUUUUUCUGACUUUUAUAAAGGACAUUAUUCUGUAUGCUUCAAAAGAAGCAUUUUACAUACAUAUAAUACUGUUGCCAGGUUUCACUCUUCCACUCUUGUUUGGCAAGGUGUUCAUAUUUAUGUGUUUGAUCCACUUUGUCUACUUGGAAUAAAGCAACAAAAGGACA
Molecule: messenger RNA, 3208 nt
Organism: Dicentrarchus labrax (European seabass)
Lineage: Eukaryota; Metazoa; Chordata; Actinopteri; Moronidae
Gene: arl4ab
Product: ADP-ribosylation factor-like 4ab
Exons: 2
Coding region: 192-797 (201 amino acids)
Biological process (GO): intracellular protein transport; vesicle-mediated transport
Cellular component (GO): cytoplasm
Molecular function (GO): GTPase activity; GTP binding
Source: RefSeq, a predicted model, not a curated record